GUCAGUCUGUUGGCCAUUAGCUGCGUUUUAGUGGCGAAUCGAACGUGAAGAAGAGCUGAUCUGAGAGCAGCUAACAGUUAACGGACAUACGUUAGAGGAGGCACCUCGCGCCGGGGGGGAAGAGCGUUCGAUGUUACUAAAGAGACGACCCAUUGGGGCGGUGUUUAUACCGUUUUAAACGGUAAUAGAGGAAGAGGAGACGACAGCGCCGCUCACCCGGAGAACCCCGGUGAUAAAAACAAUGCGACGAACUGUUAACUUACAAUCAGAGCGGAGGAAUUUCUGGUGAAAACCGAAAGCCGCCCUCCGCACACACACACACACUCACUCACACUCACACACUCACACACACACACACACACACUCUCUCGGUGUUACCGCGCCGUUAACGCGUCCACUCUUUAGCUCCAUGGUAGCGCAGACACGUAGUUAUAAUCCACUCAGCGGGACACCCUGGAAGAGACGGAGUUACCUCAGGAGGAUGCCGAGCAGCGGGGUGUCGGUGUGAGGAUCCUUCCGCCAGGAUGUGAGAUGAACCCGGAGAAAGCAGCGACCGAGGCCAACAUGAUGGUCCGGAGCUCCGUGAGUAACCGCGCUAGCUCGCACGGCCGAGGCCGAGCCAAAGUGACUCACGCGGUGGUGGUGAUCUUCCUGGAGUUCUUCGCCUGGGGGCUGCUGACCACGCCCAUGCUGACUGUCCUCCAUGAGACGUUUCCUCAGCACACAUUCCUGAUGAACGGCCUGGUUCAGGGCGUGAAGGGCUUCCUGUCGUUCCUGUCGGCUCCUCUGAUUGGUGCGCUGUCAGAUAUCUGGGGCAGGAAGUCUUUCCUCCUCAUGACGGUGUUCUUCACCUGUGCCCCUAUCCCCUUCAUGAGGAUCAGCCCAUGGUGGUAUUUCGCUCUGAUCUCAGUCUCAGGGAUUUUCGCGGUGACCUUCUCGGUGAUCUUCGCCUACGUCGCCGACAUUACAGAGGAGCACGAGAGGAGCACGGCCUACGGACUGGUCUCUGCGACCUUCGCAGCCAGUCUGGUGACGAGCCCGGCCAUCGGGGACUAUCUGUCCGCGCAGUACGGCGACAGCCUGGUGGUUCUGGUCGCCACGAUAAUCGCCGUGGCCGACAUCGCCUUCGUGUUCUUCGUCGUCCCGGAGUCGCUGCCGGACAAGAUGCGGCUGACGUCCUGGGGCUUCCCCAUCUCCUGGGAGCAGGCCGACCCCUUUGCAUCUCUGCGUCAUGUGGGCAAAGACACCACAGUGCUGCUGAUCUGUGUCACAGUGUUCCUGUCCUACCUGCCUGAGGCCGGACAGUACUCCAGCUUCUUCCUCUACCUGAGACAGGUGAUUGAGUUUUCUCCUGCAGCCAUCGCUGCCUUCAUCGCCAUGGUGGGAAUCCUCUCGAUAAUCGCUCAGACUCUUCUCCUCAGUGUUUUAAUGAGGACCAUCGGUAAUAAGAACACAGUUCUUCUGGGUCUGGGCUUUCAGCUCUUCCAGCUGGCCUGGUACGGCUUCGGAUCUGAGCCCUGGAUGAUGUGGGCGGCAGGAACAGUAGCAGCCUUGUCCUCCAUCACCUUCCCAGCAGUCUCUGCUCUGGUGUCACACAGUGCAUCACCUGACCAACAAGGUGUGGCACAGGGGAUGAUCACAGGUAUCAGAGGUCUGUGUAAUGGAUUGGGUCCGGCUCUAUACGGGUUUAUCUUCUUCCUCUUCAACGUGGAGCUGAACGACAUGCAGCCGGUGGCAGGAAGACCGGCACAGACCACGGAGAAGUCUGUCAUCCCCGGUCCUCCCUUCCUGUUCGGAGCGUGCACCGUCGUGUUCGCUCUUCUCGUCGCCAUCUUCAUCCCCGAGCACCACCGGCUGGCCGACGUCAAGACCUGCUCCGCCCGCAAGUCCAGCAGCGCCUCCGCCGCACACGCUCAGAACGCCGGCCCUCUGGCCACGCCCACCAGCGACGCGGAGGACAUCGAGCCGCUCCUGCAGGACAGCAGCAUGUGACUGACAGCCAGCCCCUGAGGCCUGAGCCCGGUCUGCUAGUCCCGCCCCCUUCAGAAUAAACCAAUUUCAGCUUUUAUUUUUUUAUUUCUUCAGACUGUUCGGACGGAAGAGUCGGGGGACGUUGGCGCGGCAACCACACUGACGAGCUUUAUCUCUUAUUUAUAGCCUUUGAUUCGUUUAGCUGCCGUAUGUUUGUCAGGUUUCACUUCAGGUUGCUCUGAAUGUGGACUUUACAGGACUGGUUCUGGUCCUGGUGGUUCUGUUUCAGACCCAAAGAGACAAACGGGUCAUUUUCUCUCUGUUGUAGCUGUAAUAUAAAUCUUAGUCAUCGUGAAAUGAAUGUAAAGGAAUUAAUGAGAAAACAUUAACAUUAUUAAUAUAACAUCUUUUAUUCAAAGAAGUUCUGCCUCAUUGUUUAAAGACCUGCAGCCAUUAUUAACACCUGGUCCAGGUGUGUUUGGGCUUUGAACCUCUGGCGGGACGUUCUUCAGUAAAAACAUUAGCUCUAAGAUCUAAGUACUGGAGCUCACAGACCAUAAUGCCAUUUGUAGAUUAGAGUUUGCUGAAGUUCUGUUGCUGUGGUCGGUUUCAGAGCGUUUAUACUGUCGCUCUCUGAUUCGCUGCGUAGUUUCUCUUUUUAAGGCCGUUUUUUAUAGUUUGUAUGAAUAUCGACAGGAAGAGAGGAGGUGAUGACACCAUGGUUCUGGCUGAGAUCGGUCCGGUUCUGGUCUUUAGCUCCUCUUUUGAGAAGGUUGUGAACCGCCAUCUUUGUUCCAUAUCUCAGUUUACAGUCAGUCUGGUUGCCGCCUCGACGCUCUGGAGUCAGUUCGCCUUCCCUCUGCGUGUGUGUGUGUGUGUGUGCCCCUUAACUCCACCCGGGGAGGCCUGCAGAGAUCAAACGCUCCUCGCUGUGCGGGACCGAAGGGACCAGCAGGUGGAGGUGUGUUGAGUCCCAGAAGCUACAGACUGUUUUAACUGGAACUUUUCACGGCGACGGAGAGACGGGGAGAGGACGGUGAGGUCAGAGCUGCUCGGGAUUGUGGGAUAUAAACACAGGAGUGGAAGUCGUCGCCUGCAGGGGGCAGCGUUGUUGUUGUUGUUGUUGUUGUUUUUGUUGUUGUUGUAUGAUCCAGUCUCUCCGACUGUUAACUGAGAGGAGAACGUGGCGGUCGCUCUCACUGAGCAUGUGCAAGCUCCGGCCAGCUGUGACAUCAUCGUCCUGUCCAGAAACAUUCAUUUAAAAGGUUUGAAGUUCUUCUGAGCCGGGUGGCGUCACGGAGGAAAAAUAACAAAUCAUUUAUCUCAACAUCCAAAUCUGACUGUUUCUCUCUCACAUCCAAACAUUAACAACAAGAUAAAGUGUGAUGGUGGUGAAGCAGUGUGGGAUCAUGGGAGUUGUUGUCUUCACCACCAUUGGCGUCAUUGCAGUCAGCUUCUCCCGGUUAGGAUUCCUUCAGUGUUCAUGGUUCAGGAGGUUUCUACCGGGAGCCCAA
This is a messenger RNA of Dicentrarchus labrax (European seabass), 3485 nucleotides long. RefSeq names its product major facilitator superfamily domain containing 14Bb (gene slc71a2b). Gene Ontology annotation, biological process: transmembrane transport. The transcript is spliced from 12 exons. Gene Ontology annotation, molecular function: transmembrane transporter activity. NCBI's taxonomy places the organism in Eukaryota, Metazoa, Chordata, Actinopteri, Moronidae. The coding region runs from base 532 to 1992 and encodes 486 amino acids. The record is from RefSeq and is a predicted model, not a curated record. Gene Ontology annotation, cellular component: membrane.